AUGGACCGUUAUGUUAAUUGUGGCAUAGCGACUGGUCGCUGUAAUACAAUAGGCAAACGAGUUUUACUUGACCAAGCAACUCUAUCUGUGAUCCGUGAAUGGUGUGCACCUGAACCUGUAAACAACAACGACUAUGCAUGUCAGGCCUGCUGGAACUUAGCUCAAGAGGUGGUCUUAGGUAGACGAUCUAUAGAUGAACCGAGACCAGUAGGUCACUUCACUGUGGACGUUCGUUGUCAUCACAACUCACCAACUUCAAACUAA
Parnassius mnemosyne (clouded apollo) is the source of this 264-nucleotide messenger RNA. NCBI's taxonomy places the organism in Eukaryota, Metazoa, Arthropoda, Insecta, Lepidoptera, Papilionidae. The record is from the annotation of a GenBank genome assembly.